Messenger RNA from Brugia malayi, 588 nucleotides. RefSeq lists its product as uncharacterized. Gene Ontology annotation, biological process: endoplasmic reticulum to Golgi vesicle-mediated transport; regulation of GTPase activity. The coding region runs from base 1 to 588 and encodes 195 amino acids. The record is from RefSeq and is a predicted model, not a curated record. The transcript is spliced from 6 exons. Lineage: Eukaryota; Metazoa; Nematoda; Chromadorea; Rhabditida; Onchocercidae. Gene Ontology annotation, cellular component: trans-Golgi network; cis-Golgi network; TRAPP complex.
AUGAACUCACUAGUAUCCGGACCUUGUUUUCCGUUCGAGUUUUUGCAUGCUGAAAUAAUACGCUAUGAAAAACAACGGGAGAUAAAGCGGACUGACAAACGAAAAAUCUGGAUUGAACAAAUGCGCAGCAAUCCGCAAAUGGAAAUCUCAUUAUUAGAUGAACAAUUGAAAUCCGUGAAACAACUCUUCAUUCAGGGUAAUGCUGAGACACGCCUGGAAGCUCUCGGUUACCGUGUUGGUUUCGUGCUUGUUGAAAAAAUUGCUAAAGACUUACCGAGAUUAAUCACUGAAUUGGAAAGGAUGAAAUUCCUUUGUAAAGAAUUUUGGACUGCUGUAUUUGGCAGACAGGUUGACAAUUUACGUACUAAUCACCAGGGAAUUUAUGUUGUACAGGAUAACAAAUUUUUCAUCCUAACAAGUUUUCCGGAAGGAAAACAAUAUGUGGAAGAAUCUGCUAUCUAUUUAGCCUUUUCAUGUGGUAUCGUAAGGGGUGCACUGUACAACCUCGGUAUCACAUCUUUAGUUACAUCAUCAGUGGAAAAUGUGCCAGCUGUGAAAUUUCAUGUACAUAUGCAACAGAAGAGUUGA